CAGUCUGUCUAUGUAGGCCGUCGUGGAUCCUGACUGCCUUUCUCUUGUGAGUACGCGCGUACUGAAGUGUGUAUUUAUCUACCUCUAUCAUAACAAACAUCAUCAAGUAUUCUAAUAACAUCUAGUCUUCGAUAUCAAAACAUGAAACAAGCGAGCAUCUUGAAGAGGAUAUCAGGAACGUUGCAGCAAGUGGCAAGGUUGAACCAAGUGCAAGUUCGCACAAAGUCGUCAGCUGUGGAGGACCUCUCACUGACUGAUGAGUUCACCAGUGCUAGACCUUACGAGGAGAUGCCCGGCCCUGCGCCACUGCCGCUGCUGGGCAACAACUGGCGAUUCAUGCCCUUCAUAGGUAACUACAGUAUCGAGCAUAUAGACCAGGUGUGCCAACAGUUACACAGACAGUACGGUCGUAUAGUCAAGUUGGCAGGACUGCUUGGCCGGCCAGACAUGGUGUUCUUGUUUGACGCAGACGACAUAGAGCGAGUGUUCCGCAGUGAGGAACUGAUGCCUCACAGACCGUCCAUGCCUUCCCUCAACUACUACAAACAUGUCCUGCGCAAGGACUUCUUUGGUGAAGACGCUGGGGUGAUAGCUGUGCAUGGAGAACAGUGGUACAGGUUCCGUACCAGAGUACAGCAGCCAAUGUUGCAACCAAGAACAGCAAAGCUCUAUGUAACUCCUAUCGAACAGACCGCUCAAGCAUUCAUUGACAGGAUUCGAACGAUAAGAGAUUCAUCCAUGGAAAUGCCUGAUGAUUUUUUAAAUGAGAUUCACAAAUGGUCAUUAGAAUCCAUAGCUCAAGUGGCUCUAGACACCCGACUAGGCUGCCUUGACGAUUGUUCACCCGAGACUCAGUCUCUCAUAGACGCAGUCAACACAUUCUUCCACAAUGUCGGUGUGUUGGAACUCAAGGUCCCGUUCUGGCGACUAUUCAACACUCCCACCUGGCGCAAGUACAUUGGAGCUCUUGACACUAUAACCAGUAUCACAAUGAAACACAUCUCCGCAGCACUAGAGAGGUUGCAGCAAGGCAAGGGUGGGGAGUGCACAGCACAGUCAUCAUUACUAGAGAGAGUGUUGACCCAGGAACCUGACAACCCUCGACUGGCUUGUAUUCUGGCAAUGGACAUGUUCCUGGUGGGCAUUGACACGACUUCAGCAGCAGUGGCAUCCAUAUUGUACCAGCUGAGUCAACACCCAGAAAAGCAGGAGAUUCUGCACAAUGAGGUGAGCCAAGUGCUGACAUCUGGGGAGCCUCUCACCUCACAACGUCUGGACCAGAUGUCUUACCUGCGAGCUGUCAUCAAGGAAACUCUUAGAAUGUAUCCAGUAGUGAUCGGCAAUGGUAGAUGCAUGACCAAAGACUCUGUCAUUGCUGGCUAUCAAAUACCAAAAGGGACCCAAAUAGUUUUCCAACACUAUGUGAUCAGCAAUUCUGAGGAAUAUUUUUCUGAGCCACACAAGUUUAUCCCUGAGAGAUGGUUGAAGUGUAGCAGGGAGCAACAUCACCCAUUUGCAUCGCUGCCCUUCGGCUACGGUCGUAGGAUGUGCCUCGGCAGACGCUUUGCAGAGUUGGAGAUACAAACUCUGGUUGCUAAGAUGGUUCAAGCAUUCAAGAUGGAAUAUCACUAUGACAAGCUAAGCUACAGCAUACAUCCAAUGUACAUGCCUGAUGGACCUCUCAGAUUCAAGAUGGUGGAUCGUUAAUCAUUCUGUGAUAAAUUUUAGUUUAUAUUAAGUCAAAUUGUACCAAUACGUAGAAAAAUUAUUGAAUCUAUUUGUAUAUUGUUAUAAAGUAUACUUUUACAUAAUAUAAUACGAUAAAUGUCAUUUGACAACAAAAUUGUUUUCAUAAUCAAUAAAUUCUUGCCAAAGUAUUAUUUUUGUUGUUCCAUAGUAAAAUUCUGAUUUAUUUGUAUUCAUUUAAAGUUAGACCUUAGUGUAACUCCAAAGAGCCAACAUGGAAACUCUCAUUUCUGAUUUUAAAAAGACAGAGCUGUGGUCCUAUCCCAAGGGAGGAGUGGAAUCAAGGUCAAACAUGAAGAAGAGAGAGAGGUAGCAAUUAGUCUUGUGUUGGCUACCAUUGAAAGUGAAUGAUGAAUGGGGUGCCAUUUACUCAAAAGUUGAUUAUCAAAAAAUUAGAAGGCAGGAAUCACAAAAGGCUAGUUAAAGUACAAGUACACAUUACAUGAAGCAGUGACGCCAGGAGGACAGACUAAAGACCAGACAAUGAAUUUCAUGGAAAUCAGAUUCUGUGCAGUAGGCUAAGUACUUGGCAAACAAUAUGAAUCCCUCAAAUGUUCGAGUCAUUAAUGACGAGCACCCUAUGGACCUGUGUGAGCAAAGUCCCCAGAGACUUGUUUAAGAAGAGUAUUUCUAAAGCCAAAUCACUUACUUUCCCUCCAUGAGUGACCUAUUGAUUGUACGAACAAAUGUAAAAUUGCUCCUUUCAUUUUAAACAUAUUUACCAGUCUGUUCAGUCAUCUCUGGAUUUUACAUACAGUAAAUAGCGUAAACUUGGUGUUUUCAAAAAUACUUAAAAAAAAUUUUGUUUUCAAAAAUACUGAAACAUUUUUUUAAAGGGAGACAAGACUCCAAGACAGUAGAUGAGGUGCUUUACAUGUUUAUCAUUGCUAUUGAGUUUGCUGCUGCCACCAUGAUCCAGAUGGCAACAGCAGCCUCAGUAACCAAUGACGACACUUCUGAGACCAGCACCUGUACCACCCAUACUGCAGCAUUCAACAGCUUCACAGUGUCAUCCCACCAGCAACACAGUAGGUGCCAGCAUUUAUAAGCAUGGAACCACGUGUAAUGAAUGACACAAGCCUACGACCCUGCAAUACAUGCUCAGCCAACAAGUGAUCAGCGCUACAGCACAUCAUGCAACCAGCCUUGAUUUGAACCCGAAACUAUAUCUAAAUUGUUUGGCCAUCCCACCAAAACCAGAAGCCCUGAGUCAAUAAAUAAAACACAGCUAGGAAU
This is a messenger RNA of Macrosteles quadrilineatus (aster leafhopper), 2982 nucleotides long. RefSeq names its product probable cytochrome P450 49a1. The coding region runs from base 142 to 1707 and encodes 521 amino acids. Gene Ontology annotation, molecular function: iron ion binding; heme binding; monooxygenase activity. The record is from RefSeq and is a predicted model, not a curated record. The transcript is spliced from 12 exons. Lineage: Eukaryota; Metazoa; Arthropoda; Insecta; Hemiptera; Cicadellidae.